Wyeomyia smithii (pitcher-plant mosquito) is the source of this 1820-nucleotide messenger RNA. Its product is annotated as venom serine protease-like. NCBI's taxonomy places the organism in Eukaryota, Metazoa, Arthropoda, Insecta, Diptera, Culicidae. The transcript has 2 exons. Gene Ontology annotation, biological process: proteolysis. Bases 9 to 1187 code for a protein of 392 amino acids. Gene Ontology annotation, molecular function: serine-type endopeptidase activity. The record is from RefSeq and is a predicted model, not a curated record.
UUACAAUCAUGAUAACACUUCGAACAGUGUGUUUUAUCGUAAUUUUUUCCUCUCUUACCACGGCUUGGUUUGAGAGCUGCGAUCAGCAGAUUCAGCUCACUACCACGGCUAACUUUCAGCUGAUAUCAAGUUUCUACCCUGCGAAAUACCCAUCGGGAAGUUCCUGUCGCUACAUGCUCAUAGCUCCACCAGGAUUUACGGUAGAAGCUAGUUGUACAAUAAAUAUAGAUGUGCCACAAGUAACGAGUUGUUCAACGGAACUGUUCUAUUUUUCUGUGGAAGGCUUUUCGUCAUUGGUGGGAAGCGAAUAUGCAUGUGGUGCCGGAACUUUGGUUCGAAAGUCACUGUUUAACAAGCUAAUGUUAGCAUAUACAUCCGCCAGUACGGACAGUUCCGGCUCCUUUAGUUGUGUAGUGAAAGUUCAACCUCAGGAUUGUGAUUGUGGUUGGUCACGUUGGCAGAAAAUUGUUGGUGGUACCGAAUCCGGUGUAAACGAGUAUACUUCCAUUGUCGGAUUAUUGGAUAAGGUUACGGUUUCCGUAUUUUGCUCCGGAGUAAUAAUCAGUUACAGGUAUAUUCUAACGGCAGCUCACUGCGUAGAGAACACUCCGAACGUAGAACGUUUACAAGCUCUGGUUGGAGAUCAAAACUACCGAACAGGAUUGGACACUCCCUAUUCCCAACUAUACGAUAUUGAAACAAUUAUUAUUCAUGAAGCUUACGUUCAGAGUACCCGAGAUAAUGACAUAUCCCUGAUUCGAACUACAAAAAAUAUGGAUUGGAGUAAAGGGGUCGGCCCAGUGUGUCUUCCUUUCAGUUACAGUACUUAUGAUUUCCAGAACCUUGACGUUGACGUUGCUGGCUGGGGAACAACCAGCUUCGGAGGUCCGCAAAGUACAACGCUUAGACGGACUACGUUGAAAGUGCUAACCAACAACAACUGUAAUGUACAAUAUGUUACCAGCAGUAAAAUCUGCACAUAUAGCCCCGGAAAGGACACCUGUCAGUUCGAUUCCGGUGGUCCACUUUACUUACGUGGAGUCCAGCGGAUGUACGCGAUCGGAAUUGUUAGUUACGGAGGAGUAUGCGCAGGAACUACGCCAUCCGUCAAUACGAGAAUCACUUCCUACCUCGAUUGGAUACAACGCAACACCCCGGAUGCGUACUAUUGUGUAAAACAACAGUGAAGUGUGAAACGGUUUCAGUGGGUUUAAUGUAUUUUUGUAUAAGUCAAAAAAGCAGAUUUCAUAAUUGUAAAUUCAACCUACUGUAAAAUGAGCAGGAAAUAUUGAAAUCAGAAUUCCUAGCAAACAAUUUUGUUGCAUACUAGCUUAUAGGGCUUUAGUUCAGCUAAUCAGCUUAAUAGCAGCUUAACAAGCUGUAAAUCAACAAAACUGUUUAUUGGGUUAUCAAUACAAGCGCCUCUGCCAUUUAAGCAUUCAAUCGCUGCAGAGAUAGACGGGUAAAACUGUAAUAAAAAAUAACAUAAAUUUCAAUUUGUAUAACAUUUUUUAGACGGAUUUUUUUAUUUCAAUAAAUGUUGGUCAUUCUACAUAAAUUCAACUUUUUUGAAAUUGCAAAGGAAUUACGAAAUUUCACGUGAGUGAUAAUAAUUUGUCAACACGAAUCAUAACGAAAUUUGUAUAGGUGCGAACAAACUUUUGAAACUUGUCUUAUUCUUUUGAUAAAUACAGGAAUCGUCAAAAUAAGCAGUUAAAGAACCAUUAACAUAUGACAAAUUUUAUUAUGUUAUUACAUACCGAUUCAAAGAAAUGUUUCACACACCCAUACAUAUUUUUAUUUAUUAAGUAUUCGUUUGA